AUGGACGUUACCACUGCAGCCAAUCUCAAUCCAGCCGACGAAGACAAUAUUGCGUUGAGUCGUGAUCGUAGUGGCUUUGGUGCUGCCAUUGAAGGUAUUCAAAAGACCAUCGAAUCUGCAGCAAGUAUCAUUGGUGAAGAAAUUAGUGGUGGUGGAGUGGAUGAUGAAACGAGUGAUGAUCUUAUUGAGUCUCAACAACAAGAAUCAUCCCUCGAAGAUGUUCAGCAUCUCUUGAAACCUUUCAAACCCAUUCAUGCAUUGAGAUUCUUUGGUACCAUCUUCCUCACCUACUAUUUAUGGAUGUGUACAAUGUUCCAUCAUGGUCAAUUCAUUUAUCCUUCAUCCUUCUCACAUUCUUAUUCGUUCUUGAAAGAUCAACUCUUGAAACCAAUCUUCAUGUAUGCACUUCCAAGUGAUUAUACAUGUAUUUGGAUGUAUUCAUUAUUUGUACUAUGGAGUGGUUUACAAUCCAUUCUUGCCAUGUCCUCUCCAUCGUAUCACAUGUAUUAUUCAUUCAUUAUGAAUAUCUUUUUAGUAUUUAUAUUGAAUGUCACCAAUUUAUUACCAGUUGUGGAAUGGUAUGAACAUUUCAUUGCACUCUUUACUUGUUCAUUGGUAGGAGGAUUGAUUUUAGCAAGUUUGUCCAAAACUAGUUUUACUUAUCAAAGUAAGAAGAGAAUGAAGCAAAUUCCAAUCCAUAGUGGUAUUGGUAGUGGUGGUAUUGGUAGUGGUGGUAUUGGUAGUGAUAGUGGUGGUAUUGGUAGUGGUAUUGGUAGUGGUAGUAUUGGUAGUGGUGGUAGUAUUGGUGGUGGUAGUACCACAGGUGCUGAGGAUGUGAGUGCGACUGAGGAUUUGAUGAUGAAUAUAGGUCCAAGUUCGACGAGCUCGACUCGUACUCAACCCACUACUACUGCUGAAACAAUGACACCAAUCACCUCUUCCUCAACCACCACCACCACCACUCGAAUUUCACUUCCAUCCAUUGAUAUGGGUUACAAUUUAUGGUUCAUUCUCUCGUUGAGUGUGGUUGCUAAACAAUUUGAAUUGUAUGAAUACAUUUCAUAUCCUGUAGCAUGUCAAAUGAUUGCAACAUUCCUCAUUUGUAAUUACAUGAUUCAACUCUAUAUGAAUAGUAGUGUCAUGGGUUCCUAUGAUGGUGAAAAUGAUCUCAUGGAUGUCUUGGAUAAGAGUGUUGUAUUACCAUUCUUUAAUACCAUACCAUUGAUUCAUCAAAUUCAUCAAGUUUCAUUAUUGAAUAAUACUACUACUACUGGUACUACUACUGGUACUACUACUGGUACAAUUACUACUACUAUGUAUGAUUCCAUUCCCAUUCUACCCAUUGUACUCUUUUUAAUAGGUUACUAUAUUUGGAGCAUUUCCAAUACUCAAUACAUGUAUUUCAAGCAAGAGUAUUACUUUCAUGGAUCUACAACAAAUGAUAUGAAAUCUACGACAGUACUACUACCACAUCGUACCAUUUCAUCCUUUCCUUACUUUUUAUUGAGUAAGACUCUCACACCUCGAGUGGUGAGUUCUCGAGAUGGAUCCUAUAUUCUUGCUGAUAGUGGAUGGUUAUUGUGUCGAAAUAUUGAUUUGAGUGGAGAAUUAUUAAUGGUAUGGUCACUCUUUUUAUUGAAUAUUCAUGGUAGUGGUGGUCUUUAUGGUAUAUUUAAUACGAGUCGUGCGAGUAGUGUUGGUGGUGGUCUUUCGACUGGAAUGAUGAACAUGUACCAUACUAGUAGUAGUAGUAGUACUUUUCAUUAUUUCAUUCCACUCUUAUAUGCCAUGUUGAAUACAUUGGAUAUCAUUACGACAGAGAGAAAUAGGCACUUGUAUUAUUCGAGACAAUAUGCACAGGAUUGGACUCGUUAUUGUAAUAUGGUUCCUUACAGUUUGAUACCUUUUGUUUAUUGA
Messenger RNA from Naegleria lovaniensis, 1917 nucleotides. RefSeq lists its product as uncharacterized. Gene Ontology annotation, molecular function: oxidoreductase activity, acting on the CH-CH group of donors, NAD or NADP as acceptor. The transcript has a single exon. Bases 1 to 1917 code for a protein of 638 amino acids. The record is from RefSeq and is a predicted model, not a curated record. Gene Ontology annotation, biological process: sterol biosynthetic process. NCBI's taxonomy places the organism in Eukaryota, Heterolobosea, Eutetramitea, Acrasida, Naegleriidae. Gene Ontology annotation, cellular component: membrane.